GGAGUGUCUCCAGGUUCCCGCCCAUCGGCAUGACGUCACCCUACCUGGCAACAGCCCUAGCGGCUGGACUGAGCUCUCCCUGACUGGGAUCAGAGGAAAGAGCCGGAGAGAGGGAUCGGCGUGUGAUUGGCCGCGGAGGGUCACGUGCCUUAGCUGGGCUCCGAGUUGGCGUACGCGGUUGUGGAGCCCGGUGCUCGGCUGGUAGGGAACAGAGCGGAGGGGCAGAAAGAGCCGCCGAGGGCCGGACAGGGCUGAAGAGAUUCCUGGCGUUUGGAUGGGCAUAGGCUGCUGGCUGGGAGUGACGGAUCCCGGGAAGCGAGAGGCCGGAGAGUGACAGGCCCCGGGGGUGAGAGAGAUCCGAGCAGCAGCAGCAGCAGAAUGGUGGAAUACAUUGUGGAAUACGACUAUGAUGCUGUAAAUGAGGACGAGCUGACGAUACGAGUGGGAGACAUCAUCAAGAAUGUUAACAAGCUGGAAGAGGACGGCUGGCUGGAGGGAGAAGUCAACGGUAAAAGGGGAGCCUUUCCUGAUAAUUUUGUAAAGUCAUCGAGCUCAGCUGGGUGUGUGCAGCAGCCAAACAUGUCUCUGGACCUGGUGGAGAUCAAAAAAGAUCCAGAGCCAAAAGAAGAGAAUGUAUCAAGUAAAAGGGAGAAAUCUGGAAACGUUGCCAGCCUGGUGCAGCGGAUGAGUGUGUAUGGAAUCCCUGGGAUGGGGCCUCCUCCACAGCCCAAAUCCAUCAAAAAAAAAUCCAAAAAGCGUCAGUGCAAAGUCCUAUACGAGUACGUCCCACAGAACGAAGAUGAACUUGAGCUGAAUGUGGGGGAAAUCCUGGAUGUAAUUGAGGAGGUAGAAGAAGGCUGGUGGCGUGGAAGCAACAGUGGCAAAUCUGGCCUCUUUCCAUCAAACUUUGUAAAAGAGCUGGAGCUGUCGGACGAUGGAGAGAGUCAGGAGAGCACUGAAGAUUCAGAGCAAUCUGUCACAACUCCUAUAGCAACACCAGCCUCCCCUGUACCAUCUCCAGUGAAUGGACCGGAUGCCUCCCCAUUAGCCACAGCGCAGCCAAAGAGGGUCAUGGGUGUUGGCUUUGGGGACAUUUUCAAAGAAGGGUCUGUGAAACUCAAGACUAGAAUGCCCGCACCUGAGCCAGAAGUGAAAAAGCCAGAAAAGCCAGUUCCAGUUCAGCCAUCAGGUAGCAUCAAGGUUCUGCGCUCAGCAAGCUCUGAUGCUUCAAGAACGGAGACAGACAACAAACCCAAAGCCAAGGAGAUGUGCAGAGCCCUGUUCAACUAUGAAUCAGUGAACGACGAUGAGCUUUCUUUUAAGGAAGGGGAUAUUAUUUGCCUGACUAGUAAAGACACUGGCGACCCAGGCUGGUGGAAAGGAGAAUUUAAUGGGAAGGAAGGCGUUUUCCCCGACAACUUUGUGGCAAUAAUACAAGACUCUGAAAAAGAGAAGCCAAGGAAACCUCCGCCUCCCAUUAAAAGCCCAGCUCCAAAGCCAGAACUUCGCAUUGGAGAGAAGAAAUUAACUCCAACGAAAACAGAAGAGAAAGAUGAAAAGCCAUUGUUGGACCUUAAACCUCCCAAACCCGCAGCUCCUCAGGUACCACCGAAGAAACCAAGUCUUGUAAGCAAAAGUAACAGCCUCCUAAAACCAGCAGUAAUCCCUCCCAAGCGUCCAGAAAAGCCGGCCUUUCCUUCACCAACCUCCAAGCCUAAUGGAGAUUUACUUCUCAUCCGCCCCAAGCCAGAAUCAGAGACUCUUAAUAAGGCAAAGACAGAGCUGGACCAACAGGUUCUAAGUCGACCAAAGUCGACAGAAGCGGAACUACAUAAUAAAGCGAAAACGGACCUCGAACAGAUCCUGAGCCGACCAAAAUCAGAAGUGGAACCUCAUAGUAAGACAAAAACUGAUCUGGAACAGAUUCUGAACAAGCCAAAGUCAGAGGCGGAACCUCUUAAUAAAACGAAGAUGGAUCUAGAACAGAUCCUGAGCAGACCAAAGUCCAACGGGGAACAACAUAACAAAACAAAGAUGGACCUGGAACAUAUUCUGAGCAGAACGAAGUCAGUGGAAGUAGAGCCGGCAGCUAAAAGCCCCAGAGACGAGGUGGACUUUUUUGGGGAUGCGAUACCUACCUCAAACCAUUUAUCCCACCCAACUGCGAACAGACCAAAGAUGCAAGGGAAGAGGCUACCUGGUCGCUUUAAUGGUCCCAACGCUCAAAGCAAAGAUUUAACAGAUUCUGUCAAAGUGCUUAAAGAAGAGGAGAAUGAAAGUGCCAAAGUAAAGACACCUGAAGUCAAAAAGCCAUUGGCUCCCAGCAUUGGUACAUCUCCACUCCCGACUUCAUUCCCUGUGUCAAAACCCGCCCCCAGUCCGCCGGUCCCAUUACCUACUGAGGCGAAAGUGAAAUCAGAUGUGACCGACAGUAAGAGGAGUGAAAAGAGUGAAAUGGACGACCUUAAAGCCCAAAUUAGUGACCUGCUCAGCAUUGUGCAUGCACUUAGAAAAGAACAUAGGAAAGAGAUGGAUCACCUAAAGAAACAGUUAGACGAGGAACGAUUGCUACGGACCCAUUUAGAGACCGAGGUUGACAAGCUGAAGAAGGCGGUCCAGUUAACAUGAGGCGGCCAUUUUUUUACCCCACCAAUCUAGAUUAAAGUCCGUGUCAGAUAUUUAACGCCGUCUCCUCUUCUCCUCGAGUUCACGGAAGCAUGGUCGAGCCCUACUCUGGCGCUUACCUUCGUUGCUUUGCCAAUGGAAUUAAAGAGGCCUUAUGUUCUUACUGUGCUGGAGUGAUGCAGGCCUAGUACAAUGGUUUUGCUUCGAGAUACUACUGAGUUUAUGUACAAAGCUGGGAUUCUGUACGAAUUUUACUUGUGUAAUUUUUUUUUUUUAAAGCUCUGAAUACGGUGAUAUAUAUAUCUUUAGAAAUAAUCUGUAAUAUAGUCUAACGGGGAAUACAGUAGCCUUAUCUUCACGGCGAAAACCAUCAUGUUUUGUAAAUUUUUGACUUCUUAUCCAGGGUUACACACUGUUGUGCCUGUCUGUGGUCCGAGUAUUCAUUAAAGGAGCUGUGUAUAAUUA
This is a messenger RNA of Xenopus laevis (African clawed frog), 3090 nucleotides long. It is a transcript of the gene cd2ap.L, whose product is annotated as CD2-associated protein L homeolog. The record is from RefSeq and is a predicted model, not a curated record. The transcript is spliced from 19 exons. Lineage: Eukaryota; Metazoa; Chordata; Amphibia; Anura; Pipidae. Gene Ontology annotation, biological process: actin filament organization; cell migration. Bases 379 to 2628 code for a protein of 749 amino acids. Gene Ontology annotation, cellular component: cytoplasm; plasma membrane; cell leading edge.